Messenger RNA from Thamnophis sirtalis, 1859 nucleotides. RefSeq names its product transmembrane protein 178A (gene TMEM178A). The record is from RefSeq and is a predicted model, not a curated record. Gene Ontology annotation, biological process: negative regulation of osteoclast differentiation; regulation of cytosolic calcium ion concentration. Gene Ontology annotation, cellular component: endoplasmic reticulum membrane. NCBI's taxonomy places the organism in Eukaryota, Metazoa, Chordata, Lepidosauria, Squamata, Natricidae.
GCGGGACAGGCGCCGCCGUCUACCCAGUCGGUGGCUUGAUUAUGCGAGCGAGUAGAAACUGGAGGCUCCUUCUUGCUGUCCCUCGCGGCACCAUGCGCGGAAGCCCUGAAUGCAGGACGGGCAUCCGUUGAAAGACAUUGAGUGCCAGGCGAGGGGUGGCCGGGGGCGAGUCAUGGGCGGCGCGCGAGCGCGGGUGCUCAGCUUGUGCCUCAGCCUCUGCUCGUUGGCAUUGCUCGUCACGGCAAUUUUCACCGACCACUGGUACGAAACUGAUCCCCGGCGCCACCGGGAGAGUUGCGAGGACCGCGCCGGCAGCGCCCACUCCCCCGACCAACGCCGCCGACUCCUGCCGCUGCCGCACCUGCCCCUGCGGGAUGCCAAGCCACGGGUCCCCCGCGGAGGCAGUGCGGAGGCAGUUCCUCCCACCGGGAACCGGCUGCUGCAGCUAGAGAACUGGAGAACGCUCCUGGGGCUCCGGUGGCUGCAAUCUCGGUGCGGCCGGCCGCUCUUCGCCACUUACGCGGGUCUCUGGAGGAAAUGCUACUUCUUAGGGGUUGACCAAGAUCUGGAUAACCUACUGGACAGAGGUAUUGCUCAAAGAUGUACAUCAAUCAAGUAUCACUUUGCCACACCAAUAAGACGCUUAUGGAACAUCCCUAUCAAUUUAACAAAGAUUAUCCAGCAGGAUGAAUGGCACUUGUUACAUCUAAGAAGAAUUACAGCAGGUUUUCUUGGCAUGGCAGCAGCUGUUCUUCUCUGUGGGUGCAUUGUAAUUGCAGUUGGUUUCUUUUGGGAGAAAAGCCUCACACAGCAUGUUGCUGGUCUUCUUUUCCUCAUGUCAGGCAUCUUUUGCACUAUUUCUCUCUGUACUUAUGCAACAAGUAUAUCCUUUGACUUAAACCGCCUUCCCAAAAUUAUCUAUGGUCUGCCUGAUGAUGUUGAACAUGGAUACAGCUGGUCUAUAUUCUGUGCAUGGUGUAGUUUAGGACUUAUAGUAGCAGCAGGAUGCCUUUGUACCACUUACCCACUUAUUAGCAGGACAAAGAUUAGCCAUCUAAAAUCUACCAGAGACUCUUCUGUAUGACUUAUUAUGGGGAUCCUUUUUUUGUUUAUAAGGCAACAGGAAGAUACAUAGGGAGCUUAAUUCAGAAUCCAAGCACAAACAAAACCUGAAUCCUUUAAAUACUGAACAUUGACUUAGUAGCCAGGAAACACAAAGGACAUCUAUGUUUCCAUGGUGGCUGAUAUACCAAGUUCAGACAGCAAAACUGUUGUGGAACUAAUGGUAAUUUAGCACAAUAUAUAUGCAUAUGUCACAAAUGAAAUGGAACUAUUUCUACUUGAACAAGUAAACUGUGUUGAUGUUUCAAUUGCUAUUUGCUAUCCAGUAUCAUGAGGUUCCGCUUAAUGGCCAUAUAACUUGAAAAUAAAUAAAAUGGCUUUAAAAAGAUAACUUGCUAUACAAGGUUAAAAAAACAAAAAGCACUGCCAUAUUAUCCAGUCGGUAAGAAUGUUACUUUAUUUUAAUUAUAUUUUAUAUUAUUUUUGUCUUGUUAGGUGAUACUUAGUCUUCUCUAUUAUUUUUAGUAGUUAUUAGAAUGAUGUAUGGGAGAGGUUUCAAAGAUUUCUUGUAUAAGAAAUGAAUGAAUCAUUUCUUUUUAGAAGAAACAGAAAGGUUCUAGAGUCGAAUGACUUCCAGAAGGGGGUAGGCCACUUUACGUAGGAAAAUUUAUGCCUAUACUUCCUUGAAACAUUUUCAUGUUUCAUAUACAAUCCAAUGCCAUAUUUACAAAAAUGAAAUGUAUAAAAUGAAUUACAGCAUUUGCAUUAUUGGAAAUAAUGCAUACUAUGUGUUUCAG